Molecule: messenger RNA, 2234 nt
Organism: Ornithorhynchus anatinus (platypus)
Lineage: Eukaryota; Metazoa; Chordata; Mammalia; Monotremata; Ornithorhynchidae
Gene: PITPNA
Product: phosphatidylinositol transfer protein alpha
Exons: 11
Coding region: 283-957 (224 amino acids)
Biological process (GO): phospholipid transport
Cellular component (GO): cytoplasm
Molecular function (GO): phosphatidylinositol binding; phosphatidylcholine intramembrane carrier activity; phosphatidylinositol transfer activity
Source: RefSeq, a predicted model, not a curated record
GCUGGUUGCCGCAGAGACGCCCCGCCCCCCCCCCGCGCGCUGCUGCGGAACCGGGAGCCCUGGGCGGCGGACGCGGAGGGACGCAAGAGCGGGGCAGGACCGGACGGACGGACACGAGGGACGGAGCCGGGGGCCGCCGCCAAACUGACCGACGGACAUGUCGAGUUAUCCUGCCUGUGUCUGUGGAGGAGUAUCAAGUGGGACAACUGUAUUCGGUGGCAGAGGCCAGUAAAAACGAGACUGGCGGCGGAGAGGGCGUCGAGGUGCUGGUCAACGAGCCCUAUGAGAAGGAUGGCGAGAAAGGCCAGUACACACACAAGAUCUACCACUUACAGAGCAAAGUGCCGACGUUUGUACGAAUGCUGGCCCCGGAGGGGCCCUGAAUAUCCAUGGAGAAAGCGUGGGAACGCCUAUCCUUAUUGCCGGACCGUCAUUACAAACGAGUACAUGAAAGAUGACUUUCUGAUUAAAAUCGAAACUUGGCACAAACCGGGAGACCUUGGCACACAGGAGAACGUCCACAAGCUAGAGGCAGCUUCGUGGAAAGGCGUGGAAGUCGUUUAUAUAGACAUAGCAGACCGGAACCAGGUGCUUGCCAAGGACUACAAGCAAGAGGAAGAUCCAGCAAAAUUUAAGUCAAUCAAGACAGGACGGGGACCGUUGGGCCCCAAUUGGAAGAAGGAGCUCCCGAAUCAGAAAGACUGCCCGUACAUGUGCGCCUACAAACUGGUAACCGUCAAGUUCAAGUGGUGGGGGCUGCAGAACAAAGUGGAGAACUUUAUUCAGAAGCAAGAGAAGCGUCUGUUUACAAACUUCCACCGGCAGCUCUUCUGUUGGCUCGACAAAUGGGUGGACCUGACCAUGGAAGAUAUUCGUAGAAUGGAAGAGGAGACCAAGAAACAGCUUGAUGAGAUGAGAGAAAAAGACCCAGUGAAAGGAAUGACAGCAGAUGACUAAAGCCACCCUUCCCCUCCUGCACUGUAUGUACCCAGAGAGCUUCUCCCCGUGCAUGCCCCAGAGCUAAAAUCCGUUCUGGACCAAAAGGCCCGAUCAACUCAUUGGAAAACUACCGUGUCGCUCGUCCUUUCCGCUAGUGGCGAUGACGGGCUGGCCUUGUGGGCAGCGAUCUCACUUUGGAUCACGUUUUCAAUCAUUCGCCAACGUCGGGAAGUUGCGGGGGCGUGUUUGACUCUUAGAAUCACACCGCGGGGCUAGGGGCGAGGGAGGAGGGUUUGGUAAGGAAGGACUAGGAACUGAAGGAGAACAGAAACUACUUUUGUCUCCCUACAGUAUCAUUGGGGCUGUGGCCAAUGGGGAAUGCUCUUGACACAAAAUGUCCAUUACCCAGCGCCUCGUCCCCAUAUCCCACUUCUCCCCUCUUCUCCUCCCGCCCCCCCUCCCCGAGGGCAGUGAAGAGCCAAAGUAGGGAUAAGCCCCAGGCAGUAAGAAUGGCAAUCAUGAAGAAGAUUCCUUUCUCCUGAUAGUCACCAUCCAUGGCCUCUUCUCCCUUCCAUUCCAUCACUCGAGGCCUGAUGGUCUGGUGUCUCUCUGACCGGGUUUGUACCGUGACAAGGCUUGGCUGUUCUAACCCCUCUGUCCGACCUGGACCGGCCUCGCGCUCCUCGGAGAGGUCACCGACUAGGAAAGAGUGACGGAGCCCCCCUCACCCUCCCACGCCCACUCACCGUUGUUUGAAUGGUGUCUGGGGAUGAUCAGGUGGUGGGGCUCUUUAAAAAUGAACUCCUCGAUUGCUCCAGGCCCUUGGUUUCCCUGCGCUCUGCUCUAAACCCCUUCCCAGUUCCUUCUGUUUUCCCUGUUUGGAGUUGUCCGAUAUCUGCAGAAUUCGGGGUGCCCUAGGCUCCAGGCUGCCCUCAGUGGGUGCCCGAUCCUGACACUCUCCCACCCCCUCAAAAGUUCAAUGGGCAAACUGCCGGCUCUGCCCUCUUCGGUCCCAGAGGAAAUUGUUUUCAAACUAGAAGUUGCUUCGGUUCACCACUAUCCACCUUAGCCUGGGGUUGCGGAGGGAUCAUGGGAGCCUCUCCUUCCUCUCCUCCCUCCUCUCCCCUAGAAAGUGUUUCUCUUGUUGGGGAUGGGGAAAGAGGAGGGCAGGUGAUCUGGGAGGGACAAACUUGUGAGCGGGGAAUCACUGCCGCCCAGAACCGCCCAGACUUUGAAGCCUUUGGCCCGACCUCUCUGAACAUCUUGAAGUGCAUAUUAAACCUGAUUCACCAAUG